Molecule: messenger RNA, 8592 nt
Organism: Doryrhamphus excisus (bluestripe pipefish)
Lineage: Eukaryota; Metazoa; Chordata; Actinopteri; Syngnathiformes; Syngnathidae
Gene: mtus2a
Product: microtubule associated tumor suppressor candidate 2a
Cellular component (GO): cytoplasm; nucleus
Molecular function (GO): microtubule binding
Source: RefSeq, a predicted model, not a curated record
GGUGCGCUGUUGUGUUUAUAUAGAAAAUCCUCGAGUCUGAUACAUUGCCAGGAGUCGGCUGCAGCAUCAGCACCAGCAGCUCCUCCUCCCCCUUCUGUCCGCAGCAUCCCUCUCUCUAUUUUCACAGCAUUUCCUCCAGAAAGAGGAGUGGAAGGCACACGCGUGUUCCAUGGUGGCGAUUCAUGCAUUUGACGAUUGCAAGAAUCUCAAUGAAGAGUCAUUACAAACGGCUUUGUUCGCAGCAAACGCAAGUCGAGUGGUGAGCUGAGGUGAAAUUCAUGAAAUGAUAUUCAUGAAGCACCAUUACUACAAAGACUUUGAAGAAAAUAAACAGAGAAGAAAGAAAGGUUUCUAAUCAAUGGCCUCAGGCUUGUGUCUUUGAGAACGGCAAAAGAGAAGCGCUCCAAAAUGAGCAUUCCAAAAAGUUUAACAGGACUUGAAGUUAAUGUUGACAGAGCGGCGGACAAAAUCACAAACAAAGUUCAAAUCCAGUUCACACACACUGGAGAUGACAACGCCAAUCAACUGUCUUCUUUAAGUGAUGAAGGAGGACUGUUACAGGACUGUUACAUAACCUCGCUCCCACCUUUGGUAUCUCAAAGUGAGUCCCAUGACAAGAUGAUGAUCUGGGGUUCUGAGCAGCAAUGCUCAGAACCCGGGCUCAGAGAGAUAGAGCUUGUUGAGUGUCAAGACAUACGUACGUUCUUGAGAAGCCCAGGUGAGGAGUACGAUGAUGAGGACGAUGGGGGUAGCAUGAGAGACGGAAAAGACGAGGGUCCUAUGUCGAUAUCCUCCAGUUCAACUGCCAGCUCUGCUUCUACUGGGGUAAAGAGGAACGACAACGACAGCAACAAGGUGGACAGCAGAGUACAGAUGGACACAGCGAUGAGGGGAAACAUCACCAGUCAUAGUACCGAAGAGCUGGACACUUGUGUGACAAGUUUAUCCAAGGAAAGAAACACCAAGACAGGCAAAGGAGGGCUCAAGCAGUCCAAGUCUGAGACAAAUGUGUUUGUGUCGAAUUUGUCCACCAUUAACCUCAGUGGAAGUCUAUCCAGUGCGCUGGACUGUCGUGCAGACACUUUCAUUUGCCUGCCCAACUCCAAGACCAACCCGUAUUUGAAUGCCAACAACACUACCUCAGCCCAGAGUUUGAGAAGGGCAGGUCCUCCAGACCACAAUACUCUGCUGUUGCAUCAUCAGGAAAGACAUGAGGAAGAGAGGAUCCAGUUCAGAAACGGAUCAACUUCUGAAGGAGGUCUAGGCCAAAGGAGGAGGACUGGCUUUGAGGAAAGGGUGCUACCACCGAGACGGCAACAGCUUGUUAGACCUCUCUGUCAGACAGAGAUGGUAAGAGCCCAAAGCUUAGAGUCCAGUGCUCAGGGUGCUGAAAUCGGACGAUCGCCCUCCAACAAUACCACCACGGUGUCACCCAGUCACAGCCACAAUGGGUCAACCAGAAAGCUUGCAAGAUCAUCUUUACGUGAACCAUCAGAUUUCUCACAUCUGUACAAUACAUGCGGAGUCCUCCAAUCCAGACAGCCCAACCAGGCAGUGCAGAACCAGGUUUCACUGCUGGAGAGGCAGCCAAGCCCAGCUGCGCCGUCUGCUUCAAAUCCCUCCAAGCCAUCCAACAUAGACAAGCGACCCCAGACUCAGUUCACCUACAGACGUAACUGCUCUAGUCCCAAAAGGACGUUCACACCUCCUCACUCCCCUCUCAGGACACCCCAGGGCUCACCACAUAGGCAAGCCUCCAUGUACCUCAUCUCUAAGGAUACACAUAGAGGAGUUCAAAGCAGCCCUGCUGUAAAGACACCAGCUCAGGGCAAUGAAGGCGUGAGAGUACCAGUAAAAACCAAUAUAACCCUGACUGGAAUCCCAAAAGCGAAUCUUAACAACCAGCAAAGCAACCCCAACUCAAGCCAUAACUCAAACCCCAAAGAGAGCUCUCCUUCACUUAAACCUAAAGGAGUUCGCCCUAAAAUCAUCACCUACGUUCGAAAAAAUCCUCACUUCAAGCCUCAGGCUGCUGACGGACCUUAUCAGGUAUCUUCACUACCAGCAAGGUUAUCAGCAUACCCGCAUGGUGCAACACCCGGUACCUUCAAAGACACAUCUAAAUACCCCUCCAAGCUUGACAAAGAAAGCAGAGGACUACCGGUGCUCAGUGCCUCCAAUUUGCUUUAUGACAAGUACCGUAAGGAGAUUCAAACCAGCAUCUUCCCAUCAGGAUUAAUGAGCAGGAGUAUCCACGCCCCGGGUCAUACAAAUACUGUCCCUCCUACACACACCCACAGUUAUACAGCACCCUCAAAGCUGGCCGGCAAAGCAGGGGACUCUUAUGGAGCUCAGUCUGAGGACGGGAGAGCUGCUAGUUUUAAAGAAACCUCUGAAGAGGACCCACUGCCGCUUCGGACAGCUGCUCAAGCUGGAGGCAGCGGCAGUCUCCUGCGUUCCGGCCGAGGUCUGCGAUUAGGUCUGGGCGCUGUCACUAGGACGGCUUCAGGCUCAGUCAAGGGCAAAGGACCGAGUCAAAGUCAGAGGUCAGCAAUCAGCCAAGCAAUUCAACCUGUCAUCUCAGCAGCGAGCCAGAAAAGCCAAGAUACUACAGCUGACGAUGAGGUUUUCAACCAUCCAGUCCCUGAAGCUACGGUAUUAGAACAGACUUCCAGCAGGUCUCUGCUUCCCAAAGCAGCAAACCAGUCAGGCCUACGUCCACCUGGCUUCAGCUCCACCCGUCUCCCCGUGGGCCGCUUGGCAGCGUUUGGCUUCGUCAGAAGUUCUAGCGUGUCCUCCGUCCCUGCAGACAGUGCGCAAAGGGACCCAAGCAGAACGGCUCACCGUCUGAGUGUCAGCGAGGAACCCCCUCCUCACAGAGUGACGGGUGGGCCUUCAUCUUCGGAUCACCAGAGAAGCGUGCCCUGUCGCAGCAGCAGCCUUCAGCCGCCAUCCACCCCAGCGCUGCCCCGCCGAUACCUGCCUGCCCAGCCAAGAAGCUCACCUGGAGCUGGCAGGAAGGAGUUUCAGAGGAGUUCAGAGGUCACACGCUCCCUCCCGUCCUCCCCAAAAAGGCUGGCGGUGGUUCCUCCCAAACCACAAUCCCCAGUCCAGACGGUACAGCGACCAGCAGGAGGGCCGACCACAAGGGUGACGGGCCCCCCUGCGUCCCCUCGCCGUGUGCCCCCCUUGAAGCUGCAGCAGGAGAAGGAGGACGCUCAACAGAGAGAUGAAGCAAGGAAAGCGGAGGAGAGGGAGAAAGAGGAGCAGCGACAGGAGAUGGAGAGGCUGCGUGGACGCUGUGAGGACCAGGAGAGGCAGCUGAGAGCCCUUAGAGAAGAACUGAGGAAGACCUCUUUGGGUCUCGAAGUCUUCAUCGUCACGACUCAACAUUACUGCCUCAAGAAUGAAACCGCAGAAGAUAAUGAAACUAAAUUGUUCUUGGAAAUACAACUGAUAAAAGAACAACUAGUGUCCAACUCCACACACUGGGAGAGACUCAAGCUGGAAAAGUCUACGGUGGAAGCAGCAUUCGAGCGAGAGCUGCAAGAGCUGCAAGUGCAGCAGGAAGCCGAGCUGGCCGCUGUGGAGGAGAGCCUUCGGAAGUGUCACUUGGCGGAGACGGAAAACCUGAAGGCUGAGCAUCAGUCGGACAUGGAGGAGCUGAGGACCCAGCAGCAAGAACAGGUGGAGGAGAUGACAGCCCACCACCAGGCAGCUAUUCAAGAGCUCCGAGACAUGCAUAAUAUAACCAUGGCAACACUGCAUGAGGAGCAUGCGCGAACCAUGAGAGACUUAAGGAAAGCUCACGAACAACAGAAGAUGCUCCUGGAGGAGGAUUUUGAGAAGCUAAGGCUAUCGCUACAGGACCAAGUGGACACGCUGACGUUCCAAAACCACAGUCUGCAGGACAAAGCCAAGCGCUUUGAAGAGGCUUUGAGGAAGAGUACGGACGAACAGAUAGUUGAUGCCUUAGCUCCCUACCAGCACAUUGACAAGGAUCUGAAGAGUUUAAAGGAAGUUGUGGAAAUGAAGAACCAGCAAAUACACCAGCAAGAUCUAAAGAUCUCCGACCUACAGAAAGUGCAGGCCCAAAAGAAUGUCUUCCUGGAGGAGAAGGUGCAGGUCCUACAGCAGCAGAAUGAAGAUCUGAAGGCUCGUAUUGAAAUGAACCUCGCCUUAUCUAGGCAACUGUCCGAGGAGAACGCGAACCUCCAGGAAUCGGUCGAAAAGGAGAGCACAGAGAAGAAGCGACUCAGUCGAAACAACGAGGAGCUGCUGUGGCGUCUUCAGACCAGCCCCCUCAUGUCUCCCUCAUCCUCCCCCUUGCACCGCUCCUUCUCCACGUCCCCCAUCCCAUCAUCCUCCCCUGUUCCUCCAGCGGGAUGCCACUCUCCCAGCCACUGCCAAGGCUGCCCCCAACAGCUACAGUCGUCAUCCCCGUUCCACACAGCAAACCACUAUUACUCCCCUGGCCCGGCCACACCCACUCACCAGGCGGCAACUAAUCAGAAUUACUCCCCUGGUCCAGCGACACCCAAUCACAGGGCAGCAGCAACUAAUCAGAAUUACUCCCCUGGUCCAUGCACACCCACUCAUAGGGAAACAGCCAAUCGGAAUUCGGCAGCUUGUCUCGCUUUACAGAGAUAAAAACUCUUUUUAAAUUUCUUUGGUUCUUUUAAUGAGUACCUGCUUCAGGCUUCGUUAUGCUCCAGUGUAGUCACUACGCCGGCCGACUUUACGGUAUCUUGAUUCGGUUAUCUUCAUCAGAGUGGGGUGAGCGUAACUUGCAAUCCUCUGCCAAAACUGCCAAAACACAAGGGGCAGUGUUUUCCUGAGCACGACCAAACACAACUCUUGUUGACUACCACUUCCUUUGUCAUACCACAUACCACUUCCUUUUUCAUACCACUAAACAAUGUUGGAGCUGGAACGAGGCGAAGACGCUGAAGCAUGACGAAGCCUUAAAAACUUAAAUAUAUAAAAGCAUAUAUUCACAAUACACUAGUUAGUGACACAUAUAGUGCCAGCAUGAAGUCACUUCAGCGCAUUGGAACCCUCGCUUGUGUUCAGAACACACACUGUUACACACUCUACCACAGGGAUUAGUUUGUAAAUUAUGUUUUACAAAGCAUAAACCCCCCCACAACAAAAGUGUAAAGCGCCUUACUUCUGCUAUCUCACCAGCAGAGGUCAAACAAUUUUAUGAAGGACUUGUAAUUUUUAAUUUGUUUCUAAUCCAGAGUUAAAAAAAUAAAAAUAACAUCUACAACACAAAACUACAACACUGGAGGGCAACAACCGACAGCAGCUCUUUACUAUGUGAUUGUUUACUUCCAAACUUAUUUGUUCUACAAUUGUUUUGCUAUUUAAGCACGCAUGCACUGUGAAUGUCUUCCAGUCUUAUCGCUGUGGUUUGCCACUUUAUUUAGAUAUAUAUUAUGGAAAUGGAUGGUACAGAGGACAGUCUUGUGAUAUAAGGGUCUAUAAGCUAUUUACAGUAUCUCACAAAAGAUGGGUACCCCCUUCACUUUUCAGUAAACAUAUUAUAUCUUCUCAAGGGACAAGAGUAUCGAAACUAAACCUGGAUAUACGUAACUCAAUGUAGUCAGAGUACAGAUUUAUGUUAUGGACGAAAGCACUCAUGUAUUUAGUUGUGGUCUCCUAUAGAGCAGCUACACACAAUAACCCGCACAGAAAACCUUUUAGAUUUUGCAGAACCUGCACCUAUUCCAGCUGUAUUUCCUGUCAAAACUGUCUGUUUUAAAUUUAUUGCACCCACGGCAUUCCCCCGCGGCUGUGAUUGACACAAAGUUCUAGCUAUGAACCAUAUAAGGAAGUCCUCCUCUGUGACAUCACAAAGGAACAGUUUUAUCACGCCUUUUCAAACACAGCGUUUUGAGCCAUCCCAAACUUCUUUCAGGGCUCACUUCCAAAUGCACAAACAUUAUUAUCAGAAACUUUGGCAUCAUUUAACACAAUAAAAAAAUAUUCUAAUUACAUGUAUAGGUCAGAAAACAUGUAAUUGUCUACAUGAUUAAUUAACUCAAAUUUUUACAGUAUAUUCUAUUUUUAUUAGCCCAUUCUGUCCUUGAUUCCAUUCAUAGGACACAAUAAUGUUUUGCACAGUUAUUAAAAAUAUUAAAACAAAUAUAGACAGUUGGUUACAAAAUAUAACGUCUUGUUGAAGUAUUUUCCUGCUGGAAAAUGUUAAGUUAAUUGAUUCAUGAUUUUUUUUUCUGUGAGUGUGUGAGAGUCAACUCAAUUGACGCUCUGAAUUUUUGGGGAUUUUGGGUUUUUUCCACUCUUUUUUUAACUGGGCUUUUUUUUUGAUAGACUUAGUGGGUGAAGGAAGAAUUAAUAUUCCCCGCCACGUUUUAGAACCCAACACCCAGUUUUGAUUUACAUGCAGUUAAGGUUAGUUUCCUCCUUAGCAACCUUUAUUUCACCAGUUUGUGUUCUACUUGGGAGGGGAAAUAUCUUUAUGUUCGUUGCUCUAAAGUUCUGAAAAUCGAACACUGCAUGUACAAUGACAUUCAAUUUGGAGUCCUUUGUUACAACCCCCACUUGGGAGGCCGAAACACAAAAUCCCUACACAGCAGUUUAUUCUCACUAAGUACCAAGAGAGUCAACUGAGGGUGUUGACUCUCACACACACAAUAAAGAAGUAAAAAAAGCCGAGCAGCAAAUGCUCCUUAUAUUCCCGCCCAGCCCUGCUGAUUACACAGACCUUCAGCUGGGAGUGGACACCACAGGUGCUUCCACUUGCUCCUAAUGAAGGUGAUUCUUGUGGGAAAAAACUAAACUUUCUAUAUAAGUUACCAUAAAAAUGUACUAUUUAUAUUUUAUAUAUGCAGGGAAACGAAUGCUGAACUGCAAAUAGGCGAAGAUCUAUUUCCUAUAUAUUACAUGCUACUAUAUGUGCAGUAUUACUAUAUCCAAGUUUCAUUUCUAUGGUAUCGUGAAUUGAGACAUACUGUAAUACAAAUUCUGAAAUGUGAUGGGUGUGCUGACUUUUGGCAGACACUGAAAAUGACCUUCAGUUUACCUCUUAAAGACGUAUAGAGCAUUUUCAACUCCUUCAGAAAGGAAUCACUUUGGCUAAAGCUUUCUUCGUAUCGACACAUUGUUUGUGUGGUCAAAACGUCUUCAAAUAACAUUCAGGGAGUUGCUCCUGCAAAUGUAACAAUAUCGUUUCUGUAGAACUCAUUCUCAGUUUUCCUAGAUUAUAUUAAAAAGCAAUAGAAACCAGCUAAUAUUGUAAGGUACUGACUCAGGGUUCGAACGGGGCUGCUUUGACCAUGUUGGCAUCCUGAUCUCGAGUCAGUUUACGUGAACGGUGUCCUGCUGAAGAACGCAACAGGUAGUCUUAGUCUUUGCAUGAAAACAAACAAAUGUAAAUAAACAAUAUGAUACAAAAGGUUAUGUUGUACAGUUAGAGUUAUAGAGAGAGGGGAGGGCAGUUAGAGUAGGGGGUUCUGUUACAGCAUUUAGCAACAUGAUGUUAUUUCCAAGUUGCGUUUUUUUUUUUUUCUCCUCCGAAACUUUAAAGUUAAUAACCAGCACUUUUAAUGAUCGACGUGAUAAGUAAACAUGGAACUGUUUGUAUUUCUACAGGUGGUAGACAGGGUUAAAUGCUCGUAAACAAAAGGAAUGUCAAGUAUUUGAAAGCAGUUUAUAUGAUUUUUUUAAAAAUGAUUUUCAGAAUGUCAAUUGUAAAAAAAAAAACUAAAGAAAACAAAAAAUCCAACUGCCAGUCACUCAGUCACUGUGUUUUCAAAUGUUUAGACUUUUACUUCAGGGUCAAUUCAGGUGUACAAUAACACAGUUUACAAUGAUGCAACACAAUACAUAACAGUACAGGUACAUUAAUGACAAUAACACAAUAACGACCAUGUCAAUGUGUCCUGUGGACAUCUGCGUUUCAUUCUGCGUUGAAUGUGAAAAAUGUACUGACUGUAUUUUCUAUCAUUCCUGUGAUUUAAUGAAACAUCAAGGACCUCUCGUCUUGUAGCAGGCGGCCAUUUAAUGUCAAUAUGUAGCACUUCCUCCCUACAAAACACCGGAAUUGACAUUGUAAAUUAUGCCGUUACAAAUCAAUUUUUUAAAUUGACUCUUGUGACAUAAUUACCACCCCCCUGUAUGGAUUUGGUCCAGAGGGAAUGAAUGUGUUUGUUCUGGCACUGAUUGUAUUAUUGUAUGUCUGAAUGUAAAUAUAUUCUCUGUACACAAGUUGUGUCUUAUAGUGCAGCGACAAAGUAAUAGAAGCAUGUUUUGUCAUGUCUUUGCUGUUUCUCUUUGUUGAACCUGCAUCGUGAUGAUCAAACAUGUAGUUGUGCAGUGUGGCAGGCAGACCAAGGCGUUUGACAAUGAUAAAUGACAUCAACGUCUUUGUCAAGAUGCUAACAUGUGUGCUAUGGAAAAUGGCCAACCUUAGGAAAUGGUGCUGCUCCUCCACUUAUCACUUGUGUUAGGCUAUAUAGUAGAUUUUCAUCACAAACAUUAAAGUCUACUUGAGUAUCAUGACUGUCUUUUUAUCAUGACUUUUUUUGCAUGUUUUUCACUAAUCAUAAAAAAUUUCUUUUCAUUUCU